AUGAAAGCCCUCCGCUUAACACGCGUCUCCACAUCUUCGCCCCCGAUACUGGCAGUCUCAUCUCUUCCAAUUCCCCAGUUAAAGCCCGGCCACGCCCUCGUUCGCAUCCGCUAUGCCUCCAUCCAACCAUCCGACAGACUGAAUGCGCAAGGUCUCUUUCCAUCCACAAAAUUCCCUUUAGUUCCCGGACGCGACUAUUCAGGAACAGUGGUGGAUAUCGCCGACGAGUCUCAGAAGUCAUGGAUUGGCAAGAGUGUCUAUGGAACCAGUGGCUCGGGCCUCAGCUUCCAGGUUGAUGGUACUCACGGCGAAUACUGUUUAGUACCGCAGGCCGCGCUGGUGGAGAAGCCCGCUUCUUUGUCGUUCCUUCAGGCUGCGAAUGUGGGGGUACCUUUCACCACUGCGCAGAUGUGCUUGCGUCGGGCCCAAGUCAAAGAAAAUGAUGUGGUUCUCGUGCUCGGUGCAACGGGAGCUGUUGGCUCGGCGGCUGUGCAGAUGGCCCGGGCAAUGGGAUGCAAACGAGUCUUGAGAGCGGCUCGCCGGAACGACUCCAGUCCUAAUAUCAUCUUAUCUGCAAGCAACCCUGCUGCUACGCUUGUAGAGCGUAUCGCUACGUUGACUGAUGGCAAGGGUGUGGACGUUGUGAUUGACACGGUGGGAGAUCUGGGGCUGAUGUCAGUGGCUGUGGAACAGCUUGCUGCGAAGGGGCGCUAUGUGUGGAUUACUGCGCCCAGAGGCGAUGUCAGCAAGAAGUUAUCAUUUGAUGUGUUCCAGGCUUAUCGGAAGGAGUUGUCUCUUCUGGGGUGCAAUUCGGUGGCUCCUCCGGUUGAGGACGCGGCGGAGUAUCUGAGAUCCAUGCAUGAUUGGAUUGAUCAGGGACUACUGGAAGCGCAGAAGGAGUCAGAUUAUGAAGUGGUCAAGUUGGGGGAUGCUAUUGAGGCUGGUUAUAGGAAGACAGGGAAGGUGGUUAUUGAUAUGGAAUGA
This is a messenger RNA of Penicillium cinerascens, 984 nucleotides long. RefSeq names its product quinone oxidoreductase family protein. Gene Ontology annotation, molecular function: oxidoreductase activity. The transcript has a single exon. The coding region runs from base 1 to 984 and encodes 327 amino acids. NCBI's taxonomy places the organism in Eukaryota, Fungi, Ascomycota, Eurotiomycetes, Eurotiales, Aspergillaceae. The record is from RefSeq and is a predicted model, not a curated record.